Molecule: messenger RNA, 525 nt
Organism: Oppiella nova
Lineage: Eukaryota; Metazoa; Arthropoda; Arachnida; Sarcoptiformes; Oppiidae
Source: the annotation of a GenBank genome assembly
AAUGGAUAGUUGCAGUGAAUCAGUGUUUCACUGAAUAGUGAAUACAGUACUCAAUGACAACAACAAUAAAGAGAUUGAGUGCAGUGUUGUGUAUGCCUUACAGUCCGUACAGUAAUAUAGCCUUGAAUUGUAUGAAUCGCACAAUAAUUCAGUGAUUAAUCCAUUGAAUGAUUUACUCAUUUCAGUAUUGGUUAAGAUUUGCUGUUUUGGUCGCAUUUCAUAGCUAUAGUACUCAACCAAUGAAUCACUAAUUACUGUGUUUGGUGUCAAUCCAUGCAAACAAACACUGACUCCAAGUCUAAGACCAGCCACAAGAACAAGAACAGUGACAAUAAGGCCAACAAACGGCGAGACCAUAACAAGCCUCUCAAGCCAUCACUCAGUGUCCGUCCGACACAACACCCGUGUGGGGAACGGCUCGCCUGCAAGGGUCCCGAUCCUGAGGCCCACUAUAUAUGUCGUGAUUGUAAGACAUAUCAGUGCCGUCUCUGCGAAGAGCUGUUACACGAAAGUCGCGGAUUAGAG